Molecule: messenger RNA, 5306 nt
Organism: Cyanistes caeruleus (blue tit)
Lineage: Eukaryota; Metazoa; Chordata; Aves; Passeriformes; Paridae
Source: RefSeq, a predicted model, not a curated record
GGGAAACCAGGUGACAUGGCUGCAGGAGCUGGAAGUGAGGCAGGAGCCUGCUGAAUCUCCACACUGCAGUGGCAGCGAGGGUCCCAGCCACAGACGAUGGAGCCAAGGAACGCUGAGCACCAAGCAAAGCCACUGGCAUCUCCAGGCCAGCAGGAUGAGCCCCCAACCCCACCCUCCUCAUCAGCUGAAGAUGAGGAAGGUGCCUAUGGCUUCCUCUGUCCAAGGAGCAGCGAGUGCAUUCUUGAGGAUGAGCCUGGUUAUGAGCUGAUCCGUGACAAAUCCUUGCUGUCCCUCUGGGGAUCAUUUCCCAGGAGAACCAGGAGGCACAGAUCAAGAUUUAUCAGCCUCUCACAGGGACCUGCAGGGCACAGCAGGGAUGCUACAGGCCACAAUAAAUUUUUCAGCAGCAGUGAAAUGUUGGCUUUUGAUGAACAUUCCCAGACAAAGCCUGGGCACAUGCUCAGGCACAAAACAGAUCUGGUGGGGUUGCUCAAGGCAGACCUGGGGAGAGCCCACAAUGCCCUAGAUUGUGAGGAAGAUGAGGUUAAUGCCUUCUCUGUGUCUCCUGGGGAAGUGAAGACAUGUCCUGGACAUCUGAAAUUCUCGUUGUUAGAAGAUAAAAAAGAUGCAGAAAUCGAAGCCAAGAAAGCGUGUGACUGGCUCCGGGCAGCGGGAUUCCCCCAGUAUGCCCAGCUGUACGAAGAGUCGUCAUUCCCUCUUGACAUCAGUGCUGUGAAGAAGGACCACAGCUUCCUGGACCAGGAUUCCCUCAAAUCCCUGUGCAGGAGGCUGAUGACCCUGAACACUUGUGCCUCCAUGAAGCUGGAUGUUCACUUUCAGCGUAAACAGAAUGAAGACUCCGAGGAAGAAGACCUGUGUGCCAUCAGCAACCGGUGGGCCUUCCAGAGGGACAGCAAAAGGUGGUCACGGGUGGGCUCCGCCGAUGUCCUGUCCCAGGGCUCGGAGGCCCCGAGCUGCGCCAUGCGCCCGGUGUCCAGCCGGGAGAGCGUCCUCACGGACCUCAGCACCAACCCCGAGGCCACGUCCCUGCACAGCACGGGCAGCGUGGGCAGCGUGGCUGGCACGGGCGGCACGCUGGGCACUGCGGCCGUGCCAUGCGAGUCCCCGUCCCCGCUGCGUGCCACUGCCAACGCCUCCAGCUGCAGCCAGAGCGAGGGUUCUGCCCCAGAGCAGCCCUCGGGCCAGGGAGAGGGCUCUAAGGAGAAGCUGAAGAAGCGACGCUCUCGCAGCUUCCUGAAGCGGAUCGAGUCCCUGCGGAGGAAGGACAAGGAGAAACGCAGCCCAGACAGGAGACUGGCUCCACGCAGCAGCGCCACUCUCCCACCGGGAUGGGGCUCUCUGAAGAGCAAUGGGGACCUUGCAGCCACCAGGACCAACUCCUCUAAAAAAGGGAUACCUGCCUCUUUCCACAGCAAAAAACACUUCUUCUCGGUAUCAUACAGGACUAACCGCCUGCUCGGCCCCGGGGACACCAAGGGGAGCUCUGACCCCAAACGCAGCGGAGUCUACCUGGAGGAUUACAACACGGCCACCACCGCCGGCGGUGCCUGGGCUGCUGCCGAGUGCCAGCGCCGGGCUCGCCAUGGCGAUUGCCUGGUCUAUAUCCCCUGUGACCACAAGCCCGGCACCUUCCCCAAAUCCCUCUCCAUCGAGAGCUUGUGUCCCCUGGCCGGCAGCUCGCUGACCCACUGGAACGCAGGGAGCGCGGCUGUGGGGCUGGGAGGGGGCGGCAGCAGCAGCAGCGUGGAGGGCUCGUCCUCCCCGAGGGGCUUUGCCCGCCGGCGCCGGGGCUCCUGCAGCUCCCUGGGCAGCCGUGUCAGCAUCUACGACAACGUGCCGGAGUUCGGCAGCAGCGAGGAUUUCUGCAAGGACGGGGAGGUCACCUACGAGAACCUCGACGACAUCCUGCAGCACGUUUGGGGGCUGCAGCAGAAAGUGGAACUCUGGUGUAAAGCCGUCUUCCCUGGCUUGGAUGGGGAGGAAGGGGGCGAGGAAGAGGAGGAUGAGGAGGAGUCGGACUCGGGAGGGGAACCCUCCAACCUGCAUUUCGAAGAACAGUCCAUGUCGGAUGUUGGCACCUCUGCCAGUGACUUUGAUAGCACUGGGAACUCCCUCAACGAAGCUGAAGAGAUGGAGACACGGGAGCGCCGGGAUUCGGGGGUAGGAGCAUCACUCACAAGACCCUGCAGAAAGCUGCGUUGGCACAGCUUCCAGAACUCCCACCGGCCCAGCCUGAACUCAGCCUCGCUGGAGAUCAACCGCCAGUCAUCGGCACAGCUCAACCUGCUCCAGAAGUGCUCCCUGCUCCGGCUCACAGCCAUCAUGGAGAAAUACUCUGUGCCCCACAAGCAGGCCUGGACGUGGACUGUCCCCAAGUUCAUGAAGAGGAGUAAAGUCCCUGACUACAGGGACAAGAUGGUUUUUGGGGUGCCACCCAUUGUCAACGUGCAGCGGACGGGGCAGCCCCUGCCCCAGAGCAUCCAGCAGGCCAUGCGCUACUUGCGCAGCCAGUGCCUGGACCAGGUUGGCAUUUUCCGCAAGUCCGGGGUGAAGUCCCGGAUCCAGGUGCUCCGGCACAUGAACGAGACCAGCCCCGACAACGUCAACUACUCGGGGCAGUCAGCGUACGACGUGGCCGACCUGCUGAAGCAGUACUUCCGUGACCUGCCCGAGCCCAUCUUCACCAGCAAGCUGACCGACACCUUCCUGCAGAUCUACCAGUUCGUGUCCAAGGAGCAGCGGCUGCAGGCGGUGCAGGCUGCCAUCAUCCUCAUGCCGGACGAGAACCGGGAGGUGCUGCAGACCCUGCUCUACUUCCUGAGCGACAUCGCCUCGGCUGAGGAGAACCAGAUGACAGCUGGGAACCUGGCUGUGUGCCUGGCCCCCUCCAUCUUCCACCUCAACGUGUCCAAGAAGGAAAGCACAUCGCCCAGGGCCAUGCACAAGAGGGGCACCAUGGGGAAGCCGGACCAGAAGGACCUCAAUGAGAACAUGGCCGCAACGCAGGGGCUCUCCCACAUGAUCACUGACUGCAAGAAGCUUUUCCAGGUCUCCCACGAAAUCUUGCUGCAGCUGAGCAGCUCCUAUAUGGCCGCAGACGCUUAUCCGCACCCCCUGGCUGACUUGGUGUGCCAGGGGGAGAGCAAGGAUUUACACUCCUACUUUGAGCAGAGUGUCCAGAACCUGCUCAAAGAGUCAUCAGAGAAAUUCAAGGGGUGGCUGAGCACGCCAGGGCCUCUGAACACAGAGCUGUCCUGCAAAAAGGUUGGGGAUGGGCACCCUCUGCGCCUGUGGAAGGUCUCCACGGACGUUGAGGCCCCUCCCGCCACGGUGCUGCACCGGGUGCUGCGGGAGCGUCACCUGUGGGACGAGGACCUGCUGCAGAGCAGGGUGGUGGAGGCGCUGGACAAGGACAUGGAGGUGUACCACUACGUGACGGACAGCAUGGCCCCGCACCCGCGCAGGGACUGCAUGGUGCUCCGGCGCUGGCGCACGGACCUGCCGCGGGGAGCCUGCCUGCUCAGCUCGCUCUCGGUGGAGCACGACAAGGUGCCGGUGGAGGGAGGUGUCAAGGCCAUCGUGCUGACGUCCCAGUACCUCAUCGAGCCCAGCACCAUGGGCCGCUCCAGGGUGACCCACAUCUGCAGGGCUGACCUCAGGGGCCGGUCUCCCGAGUGGUAUAACAGGGUCUUUGGCCACCUCUGUGCCAUGGAGCUGGUGAGGAUCCGAGACUCUUUCCCAGCCCUGAGUCCCAACGGCCCCGAGACAAAGAUUUGAGGCACCAGGAAGAUGCUCUGUCCUUUCAGACUUGGACUUGCCAGUGGAUCCAGACUGGGGCUCUCAGAAGGAAGCACGGUGUGGUGCAGUGCCCGUGGAGAGGAGACAGAGGCACAUAUUUAUAAAUGUCCUUUCACCCCGGGCUGGGCAGUCCUGUGCCAUGGCCCGGGUGCUGUGGGGCAGGGUGGCCACAGAGGGGAAGCUGUGGUGUCCCACAGGAGAGGCGGGGGAGCGGAGGGAAAGAGUGGCCAUGGGGUGACCCCUAAUGCAGCCUGUGGCAGGAGCUGGAGCCCCCCACACAAGCCAGGAGCAACAGCAGGGGGGAAGGAGCGUGGAGUGAGGCUGGAGGAGCGAGCGGGGAAAACGGGGCCGUGUCCGCAGGUCGCAGCGUGGGGUCGGGAAGUGGAGGGAGGGCAGCGAGGGGGGGAUUGUGUGUGUGGUGUCACCCAGUGGGGACAGCCAGGGAGUCACUGUGCUAGUGGAAGAGGCUGCUGUUCUGGGAGGAGGGGGCUGCACGUAGAUACAUAGGUACAGCUCAAGUGCCAACCUGUCAAGGGGCAGAUGGAACCUGUUGCAGCAUUGGUGCUGAAUUCAUGGAAGAAGCAGCCCUGUACUCCUGUGCCUUGCUCUUUCUUGGCUAAAAGCCCUCUCUCUGCACUGGCUGUCACUGGGAGGAGGGGUGGAUGGACCAUGUUCCAAGGCCAUCCCUGAACCAGCUGACCCGUUAUUUGUGUGGGGCAGGACAUUGCUGGAGCCCCGGGGCAGCUGUGCCCGAGUGGGAAGGGACAAUGCCUGAAAGAGGCAUCGAGGUGGGGAGAGACUCCCCAGACCAGCUCCCCCUUUGUGCCGCCCUCAGUGUUGAGGGCUGUACCCAGAGGGAGCAGGGAUGACAGGAGGGGCAGCUGUUAGGGAUUCACCCCUCUUUGGGCAGCUACACGUGGCUCAUGUCCACCUGCUCCCUGCAGAGACAUCCGUUCCCCUUUCCACCCUUCCUUCCCUUUGUGAAGGAACUGUUCACCAGAGCUGUCAGCACCCAGAAGAUGACCUGGUUUCUCCAUUGAGGCAGGGACCCAAAUUCCCAGACGUCGUUCCAACUGGAAGGCAACACGACCCAUGAGUUGGGGACCCCCAGUGUCAGUUUGGCCAUGACUGUCUGUCUGUCUUUUGGUAAAAAAAAAAAAGCACAAAUCAGCCUCUAGUCUGUGUUUUUAUAUAUAUAUGUAUCUUAUAUAUAUAUAUAUAAAAAUAUAACUAACAUGUGGGGGAGUGAAAUUUCUCCUGAUAUUUUUUUUAAAGUGUUUCUUUUUUUCUAUCUAUAAAUACUUGUACAGGUGGAAUAUUAAUAUAUAACUCUGGUGGCAGAGCUCAGCACCAGGUGAUGCUCACUUAGAGCCGGGUAUUUUGUAUUUAAGGGACUUUUGUUUUGUAUCAUAUGAAACUGCAGCAGUUGUUUGACUUGGAUUGGGGCUGCUCUUCCCAUCUGUGCAAUUAAUAAAGUACUAACAAGA